This is a messenger RNA of Alosa sapidissima (American shad), 2323 nucleotides long. RefSeq names its product dolichyl-phosphate (UDP-N-acetylglucosamine) N-acetylglucosaminephosphotransferase 1 (GlcNAc-1-P transferase) (gene dpagt1). Gene Ontology annotation, biological process: dolichol-linked oligosaccharide biosynthetic process; protein N-linked glycosylation. NCBI's taxonomy places the organism in Eukaryota, Metazoa, Chordata, Actinopteri, Clupeiformes, Clupeidae. The transcript has 9 exons. Gene Ontology annotation, cellular component: membrane. The record is from RefSeq and is a predicted model, not a curated record. The coding region runs from base 683 to 1903 and encodes 406 amino acids. Gene Ontology annotation, molecular function: UDP-N-acetylglucosamine-dolichyl-phosphate N-acetylglucosaminephosphotransferase activity.
UUGACGGAAGUAGACGUGGAACUUUGUCCUGGUUCACGACGAGUUGGGAUAGAAACACAAUGCUGUCAAACAUAUUGUCUGUUAUUGAUAAUUAGUUUGUUGUAAAAGUUUUUUGUAACAUGUAGCCAUUGCCAUACAGUUCAGUUUGUUAAAUAUUAGAUAGCGAACUAACUCGUUCUACCAAACGUUUAACGUAACGUUCCUACACAUCGACGUUACAUUGCCAUUCAUUUCCUUUCCUACUCACCGUUACGUUUGCAGGUAGUUCGAUAAAGUGUCAUUAACAUGAGCAAUAAUGUCAUUUAACCGGAAAGCUCAUAAAUGAGGCUGCGUUGGGAUUUUCCAUUAGGGAAGGUUAUACAAUCGCCGUCGUUUCAGUUUCAGUCAGAUAAACGUGGUGGGUUUCGUCUAGCUAUGUUACAAAUUAUCUGACAACUUGCUAAUGACCUACAUAAAAGCGCUGCAAGUAAUAGCAAUGAUAAUACAGGGAUACAGAUGUUGUUCAGUGUUUCCCUAGGCUUUGUUCUUUUCUUGAGAAAAUGUGUGACUAGCACGUAAAAUAAUCUGACUGUGAAGAACAACGUCGUGUCUUCCUUGGCUCGUUCUCCAACGUAAUUCUUCACAGUUAUAGCUAAAAUAUUACCUUUUUAGCCUAAAUACCUCAAUACCUUAGUAGUAGAGAAUGUCUCCUAUACCAGUAAUCCCUCUGGUCAUCAACUGUUGCAUGUCUGCGCUGGGCUGCCUGGCAACACUUAAGCUAAUUCCAGCAUUCAAGGAACAUUUCAUCGGAGCCAGGCUGUAUGGAAUGGACCUGAACAAAGUCGUAAAAAAGGAAGUCCCAGAGUCCCAAGGUGUGAUCAGUGGGACGGUCUUCCUCAUCAUCUCUUUCUGCUUCAUCCCAGUGCCCUUCCUCAGCUGCUUCGUUGGGGAGAAGUGUCAAGGCUUUCCACACAACGAGUUUGUGCAGUUUAUCGGUGCGCUCUUGGCCAUAUGCUGCAUGAUAUUCCUGGGCUUUGCUGAUGAUGUAUUGAAUCUACGAUGGCGACACAAGCUCCUGCUGCCUACGAUGGCCUCUCUGCCUCUCCUCAUGGUCUAUUUCACCAACUUUGGCAACACUGUGAUUGUCGUGCCCAAGCCCAUCCGAGUCUUGCUGGGGUUGCAUCUGGAUCUGGGGAUUCUAUACUAUGUGUACAUGGGCAUGCUGGCUGUAUUUUGUACCAACGCCAUCAACAUCCUGGCUGGGAUCAACGGCAUAGAAUCAGGACAGGCCCUCUUUAUCUCUGGGUCCAUCAUCAUAUUUAACUUGUUAGAACUCAAUGGAGACUACCAAGAUGACCAUGUUUUCUCCCUGUAUUUCAUGAUUCCUUUCUUCUUCACCACAUUGGCACUUUUCUACCACAACUGGUACCCCUCAUCCGUGUUUGUUGGAGACACAUUUUGUUACUUUGCCGGGAUGACGUUUGCAGUGGUGGGCAUCCUGGGUCACUUCAGCAAGACCAUGCUGCUCUUCUUUAUCCCACAGGUCAUCAACUUCAUCUACUCCCUGCCUCAGCUCUUUCACAUAGUGCCCUGUCCACGACACCGGCUCCCCAGGCUGAAUCAAGACACAGGGAAGCUUGGAAUGAGCUACUCAAAAUUCAAAAAGAAGGACCUCUCCAAAUUAGGACAGUUGAUUGUCAAGGUGGCAGAGAUGUUAUGGUUACUGGAUGUGCAGCACUCCUCAGAUGGUGAUGACGAGUUUAUUGAGUGUAACAACAUGACUCUGAUUAAUCUGGUGCUGAAGGUCCUGGGGCCAACCCAUGAGAGGAAUCUCACUGCCAUAAUGUUACUGAUACAGGUAUUGGGAAGUAUUACAGCAUUUGGAAUUCGUUAUCACUUGGUUCGGCUGUUCUACGAUGUUUAGAUGUCGGCGCAAUUGAAAUUGUGGACACUAUGGACUAUGAGGACAGCAGUCAUCCCACAAAGGCCUCUCUGGAUGGUUUUGUUUUGAUUCAAAGAAGAACUGAGAAAUAGCAAUGCUAAGAACCAGCCUGGUGAACAAUGGCAGUGUGGCAUUUAGUGAAAUUAUCCAUGCAGUAUAACAAGUCAGUGAAGGUGGGAACAUGCAUAAAACAUGAAGUGGGAAAACGCCUUUGUAAAGAAAAUUAUAUUUCUUUUAAGCGAUUUGUUAUCUCAAAAUACACUGAAAAUGUAUAUGGAUUUUCUCAAAGGUGUCUGAACCCCCUUUGUAUGUAGGGGUUUGACAAUUUGACACUGGAGGAAUUUGCUUGUUGGGAUGUAAAUACAACUUCCAAACCAAAUAAAUGUGCUCUGAACAAUAUAA